Molecule: messenger RNA, 267 nt
Organism: Loa loa (African eye worm)
Lineage: Eukaryota; Metazoa; Nematoda; Chromadorea; Rhabditida; Onchocercidae
Exons: 1
Coding region: 1-267 (88 amino acids)
Source: RefSeq, a predicted model, not a curated record
AUGUCCGCCAGCAUAAAAGCGAGUGCGCAACCAAUACGAUUAAUGAUGCAGAAGUUCCUUGAAGAAGUACAAAGAAUGGACCUAACGCCAUUCGAUCAAAACUUAACAAAAGAUAAACUGCGUCAGCUAUACGAAGCUAGGAAAAGGAUCAUCAAGGAAAGAUAUCGAAAUCAAUAUUGGCAUGCUCGAAGCAGCCAACUAGAAAUGGCUCGAAUACUUCAACAAAUAUCAGCUUCACUCAAGAAAAAGGAGGAAGAAGGAAAAUAA